Molecule: messenger RNA, 1126 nt
Organism: Schistosoma spindalis
Lineage: Eukaryota; Metazoa; Platyhelminthes; Trematoda; Strigeidida; Schistosomatidae
Source: the annotation of a GenBank genome assembly
CGAGGUGGCGCAUUGAUCGUUUUAGGACAGCUUGACCUUCAGAAGUGGACGAUACGCUAAAUCAUUGCAGCUUCAGAAUACAUAUAAUUCAGGUCUCUAUAUGUUUAAAAUUUGUUAUAGCGAAUUGCAAUAACGUGAAGUUUUCUUUAUAGUUCUGCUGUGUUGAUAUUAGUGGGACAAAUUAUGCUAAAUAAUCUGUUACAUUCCUAUGCUUUUUCAAAUGUCUCAAAAAGAUUUUCUUUAAAAACGAUGUCUACUUUGGUGUAUCGUAACAAAAAUCCAAGGUUAGAAAACUUUUACGGAAGGCAUAUUUAUAGAAAUCUUGAACUUCUUGGUCUAGCACCGAAAACGAAAGGUUGGGAAUUUCAAGCUCCACGAAAAGACUUCUGGAAUAAAGUAGUCUUAAAUAGAGAUUCUCAUAAUACAACAGGUCUUGUUGUUCAUGUUUCUUCAAAAGUGCUAAUCUCUGCUUCAACUAAAGAAGUUAGCAUCAGAAAACAUUUAUAUAGUUGUAUUGACGUUUCAGCUGCAGAAAAUGUUGGAAGAGUGUUGGCCUUAAGAUGUCACCAAUGCGGUUUCACGGAGUUAUUUUCGGAAACAAGCGAGACAUAUAAAGAAAACGAAAGCAUUAGAGUUUUCUACGAGUCCUUGUUGAAUGGUGGUAUACAACUGAAGGAGACACCACCUAUUGAAGAGUUGGAUGCCAUUGGGAUAGAUUAUGACAGUAUGUCAGAUGAAGAAAAACGUGCUAUGUAUCCAAGCCUUAUUGAAACACUUCGUACUACACCAGACUGGGAUAACAUUCCUUAUCCUUAUUCACUUAGACCUAGAGCAGGAUCAUAUAAACUAAAAAGUCGUUAUCAAAUUCUUUCAAAAAUCCGUCAAGGUAUGGUAUGGGAUCCAUAUUACUCGAGAAUGGUGCAUCCACGAAACAAAGCUUAUUGGCAGCACGACUAUGAAGAGCUGCAAAGGAAGAAACUAGAAUCUUUGGGAGACUCAAACAAGAGUGAAGAACCAGUUAAAACAAUUGUUCCAUCUAAGUGGCAGUUAAUAUAGAACAGUUCAACUAACACAACUUAAGUUGUAUACAUAGAUUAGUGUACAUAAAAUAUGAUUUUACUGAUAC